AUGAGUUCUAGAGCAUUGAGGAAAUUACAGGAUGACAACGCCUUGCUGGAGUCGCUACUAUCAAAUGCAAGCGCGAGUAAGGUAUCCGGUGGUAGGAGUACUGCCAAUAACAGCCAAAAACAGCAAAACAUGUUUUCUUUAAUGGAGAAUGCAAACGAUUCAGGUAGUGCCAGUGGCGAGGAGCAGGAAUCUGAACACGAUGAAGAAGCUGGUGUAGGUAGUCAGCUAGGUAGCUCAAGCAACACUCAACCCGAAAAAGUCAUUUUAGUAUCAAAAUCUUCUAGAAGGAAGAAGAACAAGAAGACAAAGAAGAAGCAAAAGACCCAGACUACCGCAGCAUCUGGAGAUGAAGAUUCUGACGAUGAAGAGUUUGAUAAGAUUAUCCAGCAGUUCAAGAAAACUGACGUUUUAAAGUAUGGUAAGGCAAGGAAAAAUGAUGAUGUUAAGGAAGAGGAUUUUUUCACGGCUUCUGAAUCCGAAGAGACAUUCAACAUACCUUGGAGAUCAUUCUUGAGUCUGGAAAAUGACCCGGGCUUCACUAAGUUCCCCGUUUCGAGUUUAAAGCAUUCUUGCAAGUUUUUCCAGAACGAUUUCAAGAAACUAGACCCUCAUACAGAAUUUAAACUAUUGUUUGAUGACAUUUCGCCAGAAUCUCUAGAAGACAUCGAUUCGAUGACAUCUACGCCCGUGUCUCCUCAGCAAUUAAAACAGAUUCAAAGACUUAAAAGAUUAAUCAGAAACUGGGGUGGGAAAGAUCAUAAACUGGCACCCAAUGGCCCUGGUAUGCAUCCACAUCAUCUGAAAUUCACCAAGAUCAGAGACGAUUGGAUUCCAACUCAAAGAGGUGAGCUAUCUAUGAAACUUUUGAGCUCUGAUGAAGUAUUAAAUUGGCAAUUAUGGGAGAGACCUUUAGAUUGGAAAGAUGUUAUUCAAAACGAUGUCAGCCAGUGGCAAAAAUUCAUCUCAUUUUACAAAUUCGAGCCUUUGAAUUCGGAUUUAAGCAAAAAAUCAAUGAUGGACUUUUAUUUAAGUGUUAUUGUUCAUCCAGAUCAUGAAGCCCUUAUAAACCUGAUUUCUUCUAAAUUUCCAUACCACGUACCCGGACUAUUACAAGUUGCUUUGAUACUGAUCAGACAAGGUGACAAAUCAAACACUAAUGGGCUACUACAGAGGGCGCUUUUCGUUUUUGAUAGAGCUUUAAAAGGGAAUAUUGUUUUUGAUUCUUUAACAUGUCAAUUACCUUAUAUUUAUUUUUUCAACAGACAGUUCUACUUGGCCGUUUUUAGAUAUAUCCAGUCACUUGCUCAAAGAGGUGUUAUAGGUACUGCUAGUGAAUGGACAAAAGUUUUAUGGUCACUAAGUCCACUGGAAGAUCCUCUGGGGUGCAGGUAUUUCCUUGAUCAUUAUUUUUUGCUCAAUAAUGAUUAUCAGUAUAUGAUCGAACUAUCUGACUCUCCAUUGAUGAACUGCUACAAAGAGUGGAAUACUUUGGGAUUUUCGCUUGGUGUGGUAUUGAGUUAUUUAAGAAUAAAUGAGAAGGAAUCAGCACGCAGUGCACUUCUAAAAACAUUCAAGCAUCAUCCCUUGCAAUUGUCAGAACUUUUCAAGGAAAAGCUUUUAGGAGAUCACGCCUUGACUAAGGAUUUAAUUAUUAAUGAUCACUUGGCAGAAAUUUUAGAGUUCAAAGCUUAUAUGGCUCGUUUCUCUUCACUUUGGACCAAAAGUGAAGAGAUAUCAUUCUUACAUAAUGAAUUAUCGAGUAUUUUAAAAGAUUACCAAACUGGAAACGUCACAAUCGAUUCAAAUGACAAAAAACAUGGCGAUAAUGCCGAUGAACCUCAAUCACCUUUCUUUAUUGAAGGCAUCCCAAUCAACCUAUUAAGAUUCGCCAUAUUAUCUGAAGAGUCCUCAGUAAUGGCUUCUAUUCCAUCAACUAUCUGGUCUAAUUAUGAAGUAUAUGAAUUUGAUGUAUUACCUCCAACGCCUACGUCUAAGGAGUCCAUUGAUGUGAUUGAAAACAUCAAGAGCUUUAUCAAUGAAAAGGAUUUGACUGCUCUUCAAAUGGAAAGAUUGCAAGACGAAGAUUUAUUGAACCAAAUAAGACAGAUUUCUCUGCAACAGUACAUCCAUGAAAAUGAGGAACCACACGGAAACGAGGACUAA
Messenger RNA from Saccharomyces eubayanus, 2163 nucleotides. RefSeq names its product Rqc1p (gene RQC1). The record is from RefSeq and is a predicted model, not a curated record. The coding region runs from base 1 to 2163 and encodes 720 amino acids. Gene Ontology annotation, cellular component: RQC complex. The transcript has a single exon. Gene Ontology annotation, biological process: ribosome-associated ubiquitin-dependent protein catabolic process; rescue of stalled cytosolic ribosome. NCBI's taxonomy places the organism in Eukaryota, Fungi, Ascomycota, Saccharomycetes, Saccharomycetales, Saccharomycetaceae.